GCGGGCGGGUUGUCGCAGAGCCCCCGCCCCCUUCGCCUGCGCCGGGCGCGGGCCCUGGGCGGUUCGCCGGGCGGGCAGAGCCGCGGGAAGGGCGUCCCGGGCAGAGGCGGCCGCGAGGCUCCGUGGCAGGGAAGGUGACGAGCUGCCUUUCGCCGCCAGCCGGAGACCAGGACACGCGGCGCUCCAGCCCGCCGCCCGCGAUCGCUGAGCGCACGAGAUGGCAGCCGCCGGCGCCCGCGGCCUGCGGGCCAGCUACCACCGGCUCUUGGAUAAGGUGGAGCUGAUGCUGCCGGAGAAGCUGCGGCCGCUGUACAACCACCCGGCAGGCCCCAGAACAGUUUUUUUCUGGGCUCCAAUUAUGAAAUGGGGGUUGGUGUGUGCUGGGUUGGCUGAUAUGGCCAGACCUGCAGAAAAACUCAGCACAGCUCAAUCUGCUGUUUUGAUGGCCACAGGGUUUAUUUGGUCAAGAUACUCACUUGUAAUUAUACCAAAAAAUUGGAGUCUGUUUGCUGUUAAUUUCUUCGUGGGGGCAGCAGGAGCCUCUCAGCUCUUGCGCAUUUGGAGGUAUAACCAAGAACUAAAAGCUAAAGCAAUCAAAUAAGAGUUCCUGAUCACCUAAAUCUAGAUGUGGACAUAACCACUGGGACCUAGCUUAGUAUUUGAUUAUUUUAAGGCAUUGCUAGCUGUGCUAACAUUUGGAAGGCACACACACAAAAAAAAUCUUGCUGAAACUGGUAGCUAGUGCUUGAUUCCAUAGAAAAUAAAGUGAAUUUUAAUAAUAGUCUUUCUUUACACAUGACUUAGGGAACUUAUCUGUGAUAUUUUUUCUACCAUCUGUCCAUAAUAAACCAUACUUGGUCAUACA
Messenger RNA from Sciurus carolinensis (gray squirrel), 865 nucleotides. It is a transcript of the gene Mpc2, whose product is annotated as mitochondrial pyruvate carrier 2. Lineage: Eukaryota; Metazoa; Chordata; Mammalia; Rodentia; Sciuridae. Gene Ontology annotation, biological process: pyruvate import into mitochondria. The coding region runs from base 218 to 601 and encodes 127 amino acids. The record is from RefSeq and is a predicted model, not a curated record. Gene Ontology annotation, cellular component: mitochondrial inner membrane. The transcript is spliced from 5 exons. Gene Ontology annotation, molecular function: pyruvate transmembrane transporter activity.